CUCCUUCCUUCUCAACAGUCUCCUCUGUUUCAGUUUGUCGGCAAAUUACAGAGCUGCCAAAUUUUAUUUACAUGUCAAUUCGAUUCCUUCGAGGACGAGCUUCUGUUUCUUCAGGAAAUCCCUAGCUUUAUUGGAUGAUCUGAUAAUAUAAACUAGAAAGCGAAAAUUUAUUCCACUCGGCAGAUCUGAUCAUUUCAAAUGGAGAGGAUCAUCGGAGGGAAGUACAAGCUUGGCCGCAAGAUCGGUAGCGGAUCUUUCGGAGAAAUCUUUCUAGCUACUCAUGUUGAUACGUUUGAGAUCGUCGCAGUGAAGAUCGAAAACAACAAAACGAGGCAUCCUCAACUGUUUUACGAGGCUAAGUUGUACAAAGUUCUUCAAGGAGGAAGUGGUAUUCCUGGCGCCAGAUGGUCUGGCGUUGAUGGGGAAGAUAAUGUACUUGUAUUGGAUUUGCUGGGGCCAAGUCUUGAAGAUUUGUUUGUGUACUGUGGAAGGAAGUUCUCUCUUAAGACAGUCUUGAUGUUAGCUGAUCAGAUGAUAUCAAGAAUUGAGUAUGUACAUUCUAAAGGAUUUCUACAUAGGGACAUUAAACCUGAUAACUUCCUCAUGGGCCUUGGUCGGAAAGCAAAUCAGGUAUAUAUUAUUGACUUUGGGCUAGCGAAAAGAUAUCGUGAUCCAGGAACCAAUCGCCAUAUUCCUUACAGGGAGAAUAAAAACUUGACGGGCACUGCACGUUAUGCAAGUUGUAAUACUCAUCUAGGAAUUGAACAAAGUCGUAGGGAUGAUCUAGAGUCACUUGGAUAUGUACUUCUAUAUUUCUUGAGAGGAAGUCUUCCAUGGCAAGGGUUAAAAGCUGCAAAUAAGAAGCAAAAGUAUGACAAAAUAUGUGAGAAGAAAUUGGCGACCCCAAUAGAGGUUUUGUGCAAGUCGUACCCUGUGGAGUUUGCUUCGUACAUGCAUUACUGCCAUUCAUUGAAUUUUGAUCAGAGACCUGAUUAUGGAUUCUUGAAGCGACUAUUCCGCGAGUUGUUCAGUCGACAGGGGUAUGAUUUUGAUUACAUAUUUGAUUGGACCAUCCUGAAAUACCAGCAGUCACAAAAGACCAAACCUCAGCCACAGUUAUCUCAGCCACUUCCUGGUGAGGGUCAUAGUAGAGCAACUGUAUCUGAUGUCGAUAAACAUCGUCAAGUAGGCGACCACACUUUAUAUUCUGCGGGGAUUUCAGAGCAUAUGAAACUAGAGAAUAGCGAUGGUCCAGGCAUCCGGAUGCAAUUUAAGUCACCUACUACUGGGAAUUUGAACUUUGACAAUCCCCUGAAGAGAAAUAUAUUGAGCAAUUCAGACUUGCCAUCUACCUCAUUUUAUCCACCUGGAGUUUCUAAACAGAAAUCCUCAAGACCUGCUGAAAAUACCAGUUCUUCUCAUGCUAAUGGCGAUAAGACCCGCCCUUCAAGCAGCUGGAUUCCAUCCCUCCACCGAAUAUCUUCUGCCAAGUGAUAAAAUAUAUGAAUCUGGAUUUUCAAAGCCUAUUGAUGUCAGCCUGAAUCUGGAAGAGUGCUAUGAGUGUACAAAAGCAAGACUGGUUUGCGCUCUUAGUAUGCCCUCAAGGUGACUAAUAUAUAUAUAUAUAUAUUGGUUAGUCAUUUCGACAGGAACCAAACCCAGAGCCAGCGGGGUCUUCUGUGAUGUAUAUAGACAUCAGACAAUCUCUCAUAAUUUGCAUGGUUCAAUCAUCGUUGUAAUGGAAAGUCUUUUUCAUGACUGAACAAGAACAGAUCUACAUGUUUUUUUUUAUUUAAUUUUUCCUGUGUGAUUGUCAAAUUCUCACAUUGUAAUAUAUUAUUUUGUAUAAUUGGAUAAAUCCUCUACCUAGAAAGAAAAUCAUUUUCUUUCUUGGCUUCUGAAUUUGAUUUUUUUUUAUUGGUAAUCAUAGCAAAACCAUCUAGUU
Messenger RNA from Impatiens glandulifera, 1945 nucleotides. RefSeq names its product casein kinase 1-like protein 4. The record is from RefSeq and is a predicted model, not a curated record. NCBI's taxonomy places the organism in Eukaryota, Viridiplantae, Streptophyta, Magnoliopsida, Ericales, Balsaminaceae. Gene Ontology annotation, cellular component: cytoplasm; nucleus. Gene Ontology annotation, molecular function: ATP binding; protein serine/threonine kinase activity. Gene Ontology annotation, biological process: signal transduction; peptidyl-serine phosphorylation; endocytosis. The transcript has 15 exons. Bases 199 to 1494 code for a protein of 431 amino acids.